AUGGCACCACACGCAACUGACGACGGCAACAACAUGAGCUCCCAGGCGCCUAUGACGAACGGCGAGACGCCCAGCUCAAAGGCUCUUUCGCACCUCAACUCCUACCCCGUAGUCCACGACAGCGUCGAGACCUUCAAAUCCAACCCCUACGGCUCGCGCGCCCUCAACCUCGCCAGCAAUACCUACAACUCGGUCGUUGCACCCUUCCACCCCUACCUGCGCACACCAUACUCUUACCUCUCGCCCUACCUGGCGCGCGCCGACCAGCUUGGUGACUCUGGCCUCUCCACCCUCGAGACACACCUGCCCAUCGUCAAGGAAGAUACUUCAAAACUCAAGGAGUACGCGUUCUCGCCCGUCACAUAUGUGCGAAGCACCUGGGAAGACGAGUACAAGAAGACGCAUUACAACAACGGUGUUGUCAAGAUGGGUGUUGCGACAGUCAGCUUCGAGCUCAGGAUGGUGAGCGAUGCGUGCGACGUUGUGUUGGGAUACCUGAACAAGGGCAAGGAGCAGACGAAGAAGAAGGUUGAUGAGGUUAAGCAGUAG
Molecule: messenger RNA, 549 nt
Organism: Alternaria rosae
Lineage: Eukaryota; Fungi; Ascomycota; Dothideomycetes; Pleosporales; Pleosporaceae
Product: CAP20-like protein
Exons: 2
Coding region: 1-549 (182 amino acids)
Source: RefSeq, a predicted model, not a curated record